Messenger RNA from Girardinichthys multiradiatus, 3542 nucleotides. RefSeq lists its product as uncharacterized. NCBI's taxonomy places the organism in Eukaryota, Metazoa, Chordata, Actinopteri, Cyprinodontiformes, Goodeidae. Gene Ontology annotation, cellular component: nucleus. Gene Ontology annotation, biological process: negative regulation of circadian rhythm; negative regulation of DNA-templated transcription. The transcript is spliced from 4 exons. The record is from RefSeq and is a predicted model, not a curated record. Bases 270 to 1631 code for a protein of 453 amino acids.
CUUCUUUUUUUUAACCUCCACAUUGAUGAUAUAUAUUGCGGAAUCUCAGCCCGUUUCUGUGUAGUUUAUCACUUUGCGUAAGCUAUAUGACAAAGAAAUAUACAUUUAUUUAAUGCAGCAAUAGCAGCAACAUGGCGCUGCUGGCUAACCCGUCUAGUGGCUCGGUAAAACUCAUCUGACAGGAGGAAACAACCAUUACAUUUGAUAUAAUCGACUGUUUUACAUCUGAAGUUGACAGACAUCCCGCAUAUUUUCUUUAAAGGACCGUCAUGCCGAAUGAGCAGCCUUGCUUAAGGGAAAACGGUCCCUGUUCACCACCAAGCAAGAAUGCUAAUGAUAAGAGCAGCAGCACAACCAUGCUGGUAAUACGUGACACUAAACAUGCAGAUGAUUCCAACAGAAGGGACUCCAGCUGCAGCUCAGAAAAAGACUCUGGGUAUUCUGAUGGUUCCGACUGGCAGCAGACAGAUGUUGAGGACCAGAAGAGCAACAAACGUCAGCUGAGAGUGACAGAACAUGCAGAGGCUCCACACACAGGCCAACCCGAAGUACAUGAUAACAGAAAUACUGGGAAUCCUACUGUGGUGCCUACCAAACUGGCCCAACCGCCCGUCUACAUCAUGAAGCAAUCAGCCGUAACUCAGAAAAGAAGUCAGUUGCGCGUGGGAAACAGCCUGAGAAUAAGCAACCCUGCUGUUUCUCCACGUAUGAUCAUUGUUGAACAGCCAAACGUCAUAGCAGCAACACGCCAGCUCCUCAACCCUUUGUCCUGGACUUCUAGUGUCACAGAAAAGAAAAUGAACAGUACCUACCUUCCCAUUCUUAACUCAUACCCUCGUAUUGCACCCCACCCUGCCAAGAAGCCGCCUGACAAGUCUUCAUCGAACCAGGAAUCCCACAAUCUGAGCAAGAGGAUGUGCACUGAACGUAGGACUGAAGACACUUCAGUAACCAGAGGUCUGUUGGAGGAGUACCAUCACAAACAACCAAAGCUGAGAGUCUCAAACUCUGUCCCCUUGAGUACCUCAUCAAGUAGAAACAGUCCGUCCUCCUCCACCUUCCCGAUUUCUUCCACAAACCCAAGAUCUCCAUCCAGCUCUAGUCUGCACACAGCAUCUUCUGACUCUCUAGAUGGAGGAAGUCAUAGGAACAUCACCACUAGUACUCGCCGUUGCCAAUUCCUCAACACGGUGGAACUUCUCAGACGGUCAGGUCUAUUGGACAUUACGUUGCGCACGAAGGAGCUGCUUCGCCAGAGCAACGCCACUGAGCAGGACAUUUCCCAGCUGCGUCAGCACACAGAGCUACUCUGCCAGGCUGUCAGCAACCCUGGCCACAGCCUGAAUGGUGUCACAGCCUGGGAACGUCUGUGUCAGGCCAUGGCAGAGUCUGGUAGCUAUCCCAACCUCAAACUGACACAGACAUCCCAGAACCCAUCACAUCUAGAUCCAGUCAGUCAACCACAAAGUAUUUCUUCAGGUAACAAGAAAAUACCACAAGCUGCUGAAAGCUCCUGCCUUUUUACCUCCAGUUUGGAGCAAUCUCUGGUAAAGCAAGACAGGAAACGUAAGACCAGUGAAAAAUCACCAAACAAAUUACCCUUUAUGUCUCCUGACAGUUCUACUGGUUAGGACAAUCUGCUGUGCCUUCAAAGACUGAGUACUGGGUACUGUGCCUCACCUAGAUAUUCAGCUUUAUUGGCAUUUUCUGCUUUACCUUACAACCUAUAAUUGAGGUGGAUCUUUGAAGAGUGUGGAUCCCCUGUCUAACUACAAAUACUAACCAGACUUUGAAAAAUUUCUAAUUGUGAGAUCAGAAAUAAGUCCAAAAAAACUAUGUUUGAAGGGAAAAGCGUAGACCUUCCUCCAGAAGACCGAUGCUCUUUUGAGUGCUGUAAUUCCAACACAUUUACUGCUGUAAAUAUUUAGAAUAUGAGUCUCUACAUUGGGCACGUUAGGCUAAUAAGAAUUUUGCAGAUUCCUCCACUGAAAACACCUCUAGCUGGUCCGGGCUCCAACAAAGCCUUUCCAACACAUUUGUAUACCAAAUCCCUACCCGUGGUCCUCGGGGCACACUAUCUUGCAUUUUACAGAUAUUUUCUUUCAACAGCACAUCUAAUUAAAUAACCUCCUCAGAAUGUCAUCACAUUCUGCAAAAAACUGCUAAUGUCUUGUUAAUUUUCUUGGUAUGUCAGAGCAGGAAAACACCUAAGGUUUUUGGCAUCGUUUUUGAGCCUAAAUGUCAUCUCUGUUUUAAGGAAAACACUGUACGUUUCCCUUAAAUUGCUAGAUUGAGAAAAGCAAUCACACACUUGUUUUUAGCAUAUUGGAUUUCAUUCAUAGGACCGAUUCUUUAUUGCAGCUUAGUGUUACUGGGCUGUAGUUCUUCCCCAGGCUUUCCCAACACCUUUUAAAGAUUUCUGGUCCUGGUCUCUGUGACUCUUUACAGAAAAACAAAGCCUCCUGACACUGACAUGAUUUAUGGCAUGCCUGUAAAAGGCACCAAAACUCAAGGGGUGGAGCAGUGUUUUGUCUACACAUAACAACCAACAACCAUUUUUAAAUUGGACCUUUGGGCACUUAGUUUGUAGCAACCUGUUGACUCACUUCCUAAAAUCUCGGCAAAACGUAACAAGUUUUAAAGUUGUAAAUUUGAUACUUUGAAAAGAACAACAUAAUUCCUGAAGAGCAGUCAGUUAAAUUCAGUAGCAAGAUUAUGUAAAACAUUAUGCAUUUUUCUAGCUGUUGGUCAGGUUAAUUUGCUGAAUUUCUUAGUAUUUUAUAAAAGCAUUACUUUUUCAGAUGUUGCUGUAGAUGUGUUUAUACAUGUUCUUUCUCCUGCUUUUCCAUUCUUCAUAUAAAGAUUUUUUACAUCGUUGAGGACACACUGCACAUCAUGCUAAGAUAUGCUAAUAGUUUGCCUUAUGGGACAAGAUUGAUUUAGGAAAAGCCUACAGAAAACCUGGAGAACUGUUGCUCCUGACCGCUUCAAAGGAUAGAAAGAAAAUGUGUAUUAUCUUACAAUGAGUCACCAUGUGGUUUAAGACUUACGCACAGUACUGUUCCACGUCACCUGGACCCAGUGUUAAAUGUUCCCUGGGAACUAUCUCUUGUAAAAUCCAACAUCUUGAGUUUGCUGCAAAUGUUUUGACAUUUGGAAACUGACCCGAAAUGAUCCCUUCAACUCCAAUUUAAUUGUGAAGUUGAUCUUCCUGACAAACUCAGCUCAUGAAAAAUCAUCAGGAGUGCCUUUUAAAGAGAGCUGUGCCAAAACGAAGCGAUUCUAGAAACCUGCUCCUGUGGAGAAUCCAGGAUUUCAGUGGUCUACCACUCAGCGACUAAUGUAGUUUAGAGCAAAACCACCAGUCAGGUAUUUUCUGUGUUCGUUGAGUGACUUGGUUUGCUGUGUGUGAUUGUUUACUGUAGGCUUUUUAAUAGCAUAAUAAUGUGCUGUAGAUGAUAUGUGAUAUUUUUGCUAAACCUGUUUUUAGACAUGAACAGAAUAGAUGAGCAGCAUUUUAAAAUAAUUUGAUGAACCUUCAA